Nannospalax galili (Upper Galilee mountains blind mole rat) is the source of this 2474-nucleotide messenger RNA. RefSeq names its product zinc finger protein 791-like. Gene Ontology annotation, biological process: negative regulation of transcription by RNA polymerase II; regulation of cytokine production; regulation of immune system process. Bases 284 to 2113 code for a protein of 609 amino acids. Lineage: Eukaryota; Metazoa; Chordata; Mammalia; Rodentia; Spalacidae. The record is from RefSeq and is a predicted model, not a curated record. The transcript is spliced from 4 exons.
GUUACGUCUGUGUUCGGCGUGCGCCCCCAGGUCCUGCUUGGGAAAGGACUGGAAUAGGGAUGUGCUUCGGUAGCGUGGAUCCCUAACAGGCUCUGCCGUGGCGUAGACCCCGACACCUGUCACCCGCCUUCCCGGAGGUCGGCUCCUCUGGGACGUUCCCCGUGCUCUGCACUUCGCGUUUCACAGUUAGGACUCAGUGACCUUUGAGGAUGUGGCUGUGAACUUCACCCAGGAAGAGUGGGCUUUGCUGGAUUCUUCUCAGAAGCAUCUGUACAAAGAUGUGAUGUUGGAAACCUACAGGAACCUCGCUUGUGUGGGAAACAAGUGGGGAGACCAGAACAUUGAAAACCAAUGCAAGACUCCUUGGAGAGCUCUAAGUUCGUUUGAAGUACAUCAGACACCCAACUGUGGAGAAAAAGUCUAUGAACACAAGGAAUACGGGAAGCCCUCUGUUUGUCUUUCAUUGUGCACUCGUGAAAGAACUCCCAGUGUAGCAAUCUGUCGAGAGCGUAAACAAUUUGACAGACCAUGGACAUUGUUUAGUUUUCUUGAAAGUUACAAAAGAAUUCAUACAGGAGAAAAGCCUUAUAAAUGUAAACAAUGUGGUAAAUCCUUCAUUUAUUUUUCUUUACUUCAAAUACAUGAAAGAACUCACACUGGUGAAAAGCCCUAUACAUGUAAAGAAUGUGGGAAAGCCUUCAGACGUCUCAGCAACCUUCAAGUGCAUGAAAGAAAGCAUAGUGGAAAAAAGCUAUAUAAAUGUAAAUUGUGUGUUAAGUCUUUCAUUUCGCCCUGUUUACUUAAAGUGCAUGAAGCAGCUCAUACUGCAGAGAAGCCUUAUAAAUGUAAGAAAUGCACAAAAGACUUUCUUUAUCGCUGUUUACUUAAAAUCCAUGAAAGAUCUCAUGAUUCGGAAAAAUCCCAUGCCUGUAACCAGUGUGGUAAAGCUUUCAAAAGUCGCAAUUCCCUUCAAAGCCAUAAAAUAACUCAUAUUGUGGAAAAACCCUAUUCAUGCAAGCAAUGUGGUGAGGCCUUUAGAAGUCGCAAUACCCUUUUAAGACAUAAAACAACUCAUACUGGGGAAAAGCCAUAUGAAUGUAAACAGUGUGGUAAGUCUUUCAUUUAUCCCUCUUUACUUAAAAUGCAUGAAAGAUCUCAUACUGGGGAGAAGCGCUUUGUCUGUAAACAGUGUGGUGAACCUUUCUUUAGUCGCCAUUCCCUUCUAAGACAUAAAAUAACUCAUACUGGGGAAAAGCCUUAUGAAUGUGAACAGUGUGGUAAGUCUUUCCUUUAUCCCAGUGCACUUAAAACUCAUGAAAGAUUUCAUACUGGGGAAAAACCCUAUGCUUGUAAACAAUGUAGUAAAACCUUUAGAACUCGCUAUUCCCUUCGAAAACAUAAAAUAACUCACAUUGGGGAAAAUCCCUAUGCCUGUAAACAAUGUGGUAAGUCUUUCAUUUAUCCCUCUAUGCUUAAAAUGCAUGAAAGAUGUCAUACUGGGGGAAAACCUUAUCCCUGUAAACAAUGUGGUAAGGCCUUCAGAAGUCGCCAUUCCCUCCAAAAACACAAGAUAACACAUACUGGGGAAAAACCUUAUGAAUGUGAACAAUGUGGUAAGUCUUUCCUUUAUCCCAGUGCACUUAAAACUCAUGAAAGGUCUCAUACUGGAGAAAGACCCUAUAAAUGCGAACAGUGUGAUAAAGGCUUCGGAAGUAGUCAUUCCCUUCAAAGACAUAAAAUAACUCAUACUGGGGAAAAGCCUUAUAAAUGUAAACAGUGUGUUAAGUCUUUCCUUUAUCCCUCUUUACUUAAAACGCAUGAAAGAUCUCACACUGGGGAAAAACCCUAUAAAUGUGAACAGUGUGGUAAAGCCUUUAGAAACAUCUAUUCUCUUCCCAAUCAUAAAAUAACUCAUACUGGGGAAAAGCCGUAUGUCUGUAAACAAUGUGGUGAUGCGUUCAGAUAUCACCAUUCCCUUCAAAGACAUAAAAUAACUCACACUGGAGAAAAGCCUCAUGAAUGUAAGCAAUGCGGUAAGUCUUUUAUUUAUCCUUCUUUACUUAAAAUGCACGAGCGAUCUCAUAUUUGGGAAAAAGCCUGUGCUGGUCAAUAAUGUGGAAAAGUCUUCUAAGUGUGAAAGAAUUCAUAUUAGUGGUAAUACUUGAUCAUUCUAAACAAUGUGGUAAAGCCAUUCAUUAGAUGUCACAAAUGAAGAAACCCAUACUGUGGAAACACCUUAUGAUUGUUAACAAUGGUAAAAUUUUUCAGUGUUACAGUUCUCUUCAGUUAUACAGGAAUCCAAAUGUGAGAAAUACUGUGAAUUUAAUAAUGUGGUAAAUCCCAUCAUUGUAUGAAAUACCUAUUGCUGGAGCAAAACUAUGUUUCCUAAGGCAUCAAAAAUGUAAUGAUAGCAGACAAAUUCUGUGAAUGUAAAUAAUGUGAAAACUUUCAGAUUUUCCUGUGUCCUUCAAAUG